Messenger RNA from Sphaeroforma arctica JP610, 171 nucleotides. RefSeq lists its product as hypothetical. The annotation marks the transcript as partial. The transcript has a single exon. Lineage: Eukaryota; Ichthyosporea; Ichthyophonida. The record is from RefSeq and is a predicted model, not a curated record.
AUGAAGGUACUCAUCACACAGAAAGACACCUUGGCCAGCACAGAUCGCAACCUGCUCAGAGCAGAAAAGGUGUUGAGCAGCUACAUCAACUUCAACAAUACACUAUACGCAACGAUAGACAACCAUCCGGCCACGGAUACCGAACAGGGAUGCCAGAGUCAGGGAGCGAUG